UGGCUCCCAUCGCAGAAACUGGCUCAAAGACUUGCCAUGAAGUGCCCUGGACCUCCAGAGAGCCUGAGACUUGCUGCCUUCCUGGAAAAUGCUGUAGCCAGAGAGGCUAGGAUUUGGAAAGCGCCAGUUUUCCAGAAUCUCACCCUGAAGGGCACAGAUAUCUCUCUCUCGUGUUACAAGAAAGCGGUUCUCUGGAUUGCAGAAACAAGCACUCGGUUCCAGUUUCACCCUGAAACGUUUGCCUUGGCCACCAGCAUCUUGAACCGGUUCUUGGCAUCAGUAAAGGCCCAAUUAAAGUAUCUGCAGUGCAUAGCAAUUUCCUGCCUUGUCCUUGCAGCAAAAACCAACGAAGAAGACGAGGUAAUACCAUCGGUGAAGAUGCUCGCAGUGCAGAGUGGCUGUAAACGCUCCCCAGCUGAGAUCUUGAGAAUGGAGAGAAUUAUACUAGAUAAGCUUCACUGGGAUCUUUACACAGCAACACCAAUGGAGUUCUUAAACAUCGUAAGCACUACGUUUUGCAGGUUUUUAUUUCUUUAAAGAAACAGCUCCUUCCCAAAUAAGACUAGAAAACACAGAUGCGCACACAUACACACCCCCACACGUCCUUCCCGAGGUGCUUUGCAAACUACCUGCCCUUAGCUAUCUGCAAGUGUUUUG
Molecule: messenger RNA, 657 nt
Organism: Leptosomus discolor (cuckoo roller)
Lineage: Eukaryota; Metazoa; Chordata; Aves; Leptosomiformes; Leptosomidae
Source: RefSeq, a predicted model, not a curated record